Molecule: messenger RNA, 1233 nt
Organism: Paramecium sonneborni
Lineage: Eukaryota; Ciliophora; Oligohymenophorea; Peniculida; Parameciidae
Source: the annotation of a GenBank genome assembly
AUUUUAUAUAUGCAAUAAUCUCAAUACUAGAUCUGUGUAUUAGGAAGUGCUAAUUCUGAUCAUUUCCUUGAAGUUGAAAACUUUCCUAAAGAAGGAGAAACUAUAGCUUCUAAGGUAUAAAAGAUUCUAAUUGUAUUAGAAAUCCUAUUUAAAAAAUGGAGGUAAGGGAGCAAAUCAAGCAGUUGCAUCAGCCUUGCUUAAUUCAAAGAUUAUUUUUGCAGGUCAAAUUGGAAAAGAUGAAUUAGGCUAAUUAUUAAUGAAAGAAAUGACUUUAGCAGGAGUAGAUUUAGGUGCCUUAAGAAAAGUAGAUGAAUAAACUGGAUAGGCUAUUAUUCUUUUAAAUAAUAAAGGAGAAAAUCUGAUAAUUAUAGUUGCAGGAGCAAAUGGUUUUUAUGACACAUUAGAUAUCUUACCAUUAGAAUAUUAAUAAGCAAUUGAAUAAUCAGAUUUAUUGUAAUUACAAAUGGAAGUACCAUAGUCAAUCAAUAUUUUGGCUGCAAAAUAUGUUUUAAAUUUUAAAAUAAUACAUAGAUGGCAUAAAAUGAUAAAAUUACAGUGUUAGAUUGUGGAGGAAAAGCAGAGAAAUUAAAAAGUGAUUUCCUUGAAAAUUUAACUAUUGUAAGUCCAAAUGAAACAGAAUUAGAACGCAUCUUAGGAGAAGAUCUAAAUAUGGAUGCAGAUUAAAAUGCUGAAGAGUAAUAAUUUAUUUUAUAUAUUUUUAGGUUUCUUUCUAAAACUAUUCAUGAAAAAGUAUUCACUCGUUUUCCAGAUUUAAUUGUUCUAUUAAAAUUAGGUUCAAAUGGAAGUAUGCUUGUAACUAAAUAAUUCAAUGUUAGAUGUUAAACAGUAACAUAAUUAAGUAUAUUUUUAUAUUAAAAAUAGAUCCAAGUAUUUUAGAAGAUUAUAAAAUUGUUGAUACUGUUGGAGCUGGAGAUUGUUUUACUUCUGCCUUUACAGUAUCAUUUUACAGAUCUUUAAUAGAAUUUGGUCCUGCUAAAAUUUCUAGUAUGAUUUUAUUAUAAAUUCUAAGCUUUGAGAAAAAUUGAUAUUGAAACACAAAAGAAAUUGUUCUAUAAAGCUAUGCAUUUUGGAAGUGCAUCAGCAUUUUUGUGCAUUACUAAACAUGGAGCUAUGCCAUCAAUGCCAAAGUUUGAGACAGUUGACAGUUUUAUCAAGAAAUAUUUCCCAUGAAAUAAAAUUAUAUCAAUAAUAAUAUACAAUAAUAAAUCAAAG